Messenger RNA from Plasmopara halstedii, 1251 nucleotides. RefSeq lists its product as uncharacterized. Lineage: Eukaryota; Oomycota; Peronosporomycetes; Peronosporales; Peronosporaceae. Bases 369 to 602 code for a protein of 77 amino acids. The record is from RefSeq and is a predicted model, not a curated record. The transcript has a single exon.
CAUUUUCAUAUAUGACAUGUUCGAACCCUGGAACAUCAUUUGGAUUGUCAAACAUCGGCAUCUUUUCAUGCUCUAACUCACCACCAUCAGAUUAAAGUGUAUUGCUUUGCCCCGUGUUGAUAUCUUUAUGUGUUCCGGUCAUGUUAUCGUUGGAUAUGCUUUAAUUUGGGAAGCACUACUCUCCAUGCUGAUUCAAGUAACUUUUCGCAAAAUUGUACGUGAAUGCGUAGAAUAUCACGUCAAUUAACCGCCUAAACCGCUGCAAGAUGUUUGACGUCUUGAAGAACUCAAAUUUGGAGGAAUUGAGAUCUUGGGAAGCUCUUUAAAUCAUGUAAGGAAUAGCGAGCGAAGGUUUUUGGCGAAGAGUGAUGGCAACUGUAAAGCGGAGGGAUGAAAAGGUAAUCGAUAAGAAGAAAUUUGUACAUCUAAUAGCAGAAAUUCCUGUAACGUAUUUUUUUAUUUUAGUGGCUUCAAUACUUUUAGCACGACGAGCAACGCUUAAGAUGCGUCUAAUUCUUAUGACGUUAAAUAUGAUUACGUACGGUGGGCAGUUUCUUCUUCAAACAGGACGGAAGAGACUCACAGAAAAAAGCUGCGCAUGACCUCUUGAGAGAUGAUUAGGACAAAUGGAUCGCUAACUAUCCACCUGAACAGAAGUCCAUGACUUCAAGACCUUACCUCGUGACACGAAAUUUUCAAGCAGGAUCUGUCAGGACAAUACAUCAAAUAGAGUCGGGUUUUGCAAACACGAUCAUGCCCAUGACGUCUCGUGAACCGCGUAAUAGUCAUUAGUUUCAUAUUCGACAGUGCAACGAUAUGAAAGCGAAAGUUACAAUGUCAACGUUGCCGCCACUCCUCAUCGCUCCUGAACACUCAUUUCGCUGUAUGUUCCAAUUGUGCGUUUCUGUGCAUUGCGUCAAUUUGAUGCUCCCUUCACUGACUAAUUAAGGCUUUAGGAUGUUAGCAAUACAACCGAAAGACUGUUGACACGAGCAGUGCUAUGACCAUCCAAACCGUCAGGCCGUCAGCUGCUCAAUGCUUGAACUUACACGUUUAGCCAAUCUCGAAAGAUGAAGGUCCUACCUAUCCUUGAUUUAAUCAUACAUAUAGGCGACAUCUUCAGCAGCUGGGUGUCGUAGGUCCGAUCAGUUUUAGCUUGUGUGGUUGUCUUAUCCACUUAAUUUAACUACAUCUUUGUGAUGUUUUCAAAAAAAGCCAGAUUUUUGGGUUUAGCGAAAAAGCACCGUUGGA